UCUCCCUCUGUCUCUCCCCGCACCCCGCUCCCUCUAAGGUUGGCAGGAGGAGAGGAUCGGAGCUCUUUUCUGCUUGAUUACAAGAUACGGAAGGCUAGGAGCUCUUCGUCUUUCCACGGUCAUCUUCUGAAAACUGGCCUGCCAGACCUGGGGAUAGAGACCAGAGCUUGGCUGCCCCCCUGACCCCCCCAGGCCCUCCCUGCUGCCCUUGGCCAUGGACGGUGCAGGCCUCUGAGCACUGCUCUGCGAAGAGGAGCCGGGCAAACCCACCAGCAUGGUCCACCCUGCCCGCCCUCGCUGCUGAAGCUGCCCUGGGGAGACUGGCAGGGGCCCUCCCCACCCAGGCGGUUCAUGGGUCUCUAGGGAUCUUGGAGAUGCCUGCAAAGAGAGGCUGCGGCUGGUGGCGGGCCCGGCUGCCCCUCUGCCUGCUCCUCAGCCUUUACGGCCCCUGGGUGCCUUCCUCCCUGGGGAAGCCCAAGGGCCACCCGCACAUGAACUCCAUCCGGAUAGACGGGGACAUCACGCUGGGCGGCCUCUUCCCGGUGCACGGCCGCGGCUCCGAGGGCAAGGCCUGCGGCGAGCUCAAGAAGGAGAAGGGCGUCCACCGGCUGGAGGCCAUGCUCUUCGCCCUGGACCGCAUCAACAACGACCCGGACCUGCUGCCCAACAUCACGCUGGGCGCCCGCAUCCUGGACACCUGCUCCAGGGAUACCCACGCCCUGGAGCAGUCGCUGACCUUUGUGCAGGCGCUCAUCGAGAAGGACGGCACGGAGGUCCGUUGCGGCAGCGGCGGCCCCCCCAUCAUCACCAAGCCCGAGCGGGUGGUGGGCGUCAUCGGUGCUUCCGGGAGCUCCGUCUCCAUCAUGGUGGCCAACAUCCUUCGACUCUUCAAGAUCCCCCAGAUCAGCUACGCCUCCACAGCCCCCGACCUGAGCGACAACAGCCGCUAUGACUUCUUCUCCCGAGUGGUGCCCUCGGACACGUACCAGGCCCAGGCCAUGGUGGACAUCGUCCGUGCCCUCAAGUGGAACUACGUGUCCACGCUGGCCUCCGAGGGCAGCUACGGCGAGAGCGGCGUGGAGGCCUUCACCCAGAAGUCCCGCGAAGAUGCUGAGGUUCCGAGAGGUGGAGUGUUUUGCCUAGGAUCACACAGAGAGGUCUCAGAGCCAGGACCUGGACCCAAAGCCCCUCUCCUCCAUUGGCCUCUCCCCCCAGCUCGGUGGUCACAUCAGGGAGAAGGGGGCGUAUGCAUCGCCCAGUCGGUGAAGAUCCCUCGGGAGCCCAAGUCCGGUGAGUUUGACAAGAUCAUCAGGCGCCUCCUGGAAACCUCGAACGCCAGAGCGGUCAUCAUCUUUGCCAACGAGGAUGACAUCAGGCGCGUGUUGGAGGCCGCUCGAAAAGCUAACCAGACAGGCCACUUCUUCUGGAUGGGCUCAGACAGCUGGGGAUCCAAGAUCGCACCCGUGCUGCGCCUGGAGGAGGUGGCCGAGGGCGCCGUCACCAUCCUUCCCAAGAGGAUGUCCGUGAGAGGCUUCGACCGCUACUUCACCAGCCGCACGCUGGACAACAACCGGCGCAACAUCUGGUUUGCGGAGUUCUGGGAGGACAACUUCCACUGCAAGCUGAGCCGCCACGCGCUCAAGAAGGGCGGCCACGUCAAGAAGUGCACCAACCGAGAGCGCAUCGGGCAGGACUCAGCGUAUGAGCAGGAGGGGAAGGUGCAAUUUGUGAUCGACGCCGUGUACGCCAUGGGCCAUGCGCUGCACGCCAUGCACCGCGACCUGUGCCCAGGACGUGUGGGGCUCUGCCCGCGGAUGGAUCCCGUGGACGGCACGCAGCUGCUCAGAUACAUCCGCAAUGUCAACUUCUCAGGCAUCGCAGGGAACCCCGUGACCUUCAAUGAGAACGGAGAUGCCCCCGGGCGCUACGACAUCUACCAGUACCAGAUGCGCAAUGGCUCCGCGGAGUACAAGGUCAUCGGCACGUGGACUGACCACCUGCACCUCAGAAUAGAGCGGAUGCACUGGCCGGGGAAUGGGCAGCAGCUGCCUCGCUCCAUCUGCAGCCUGCCCUGCCAGCCAGGCGAGCGGAAGAAGACGGUGAAGGGCAUGCCCUGCUGCUGGCACUGCGAGCCCUGCACCGGCUACCAGUACCAGGCAGACCGGUACACCUGCAAGACGUGCCCCUACGACAUGCGGCCCACGGAGAACCGCACGGGCUGCCGGCCCAUCCCCAUCAUCAAGCUCGAGUGGGACUCACCGUGGGCCGUGCUGCCCCUCUUCCUGGCCGUGAUGGGCAUCGGCGCCACGCUCUUUGUGGUGGCCACUUUCGUGCGCUACAAUGACACCCCCAUUGUCAAGGCCUCGGGCCGGGAGCUGAGCUACGUGCUGCUGGCCGGCAUCUUCCUGUGCUACGCCACCACCUUCCUGAUGAUCGCCGAGCCCGACCUGGGCACCUGCUCGCUGCGCCGCAUCUUCCUGGGGCUGGGCAUGAGCGUCAGCUACGCCGCCCUGCUCACCAAGACCAACCGCAUCUACCGCAUCUUCGAGCAGGGCAAGCGGUCGGUCAGCGCCCCGCGCUUCAUCAGCCCGGCCUCACAGCUGGCCAUCACCUUCAGCCUCAUCUCCCUGCAGCUGCUGGGCAUCUGCGUGUGGUUCGUGGUGGACCCCUCCCACUCAGUGGUGGACUUCCAGGACCAGCGGACGCUCGACCCCCGCUUCGCCCGGGGCGUGCUCAAGUGCGACAUCUCGGACCUGUCGCUCAUCUGCCUGCUAGGCUACAGCAUGCUGCUCAUGGUCACGUGCACCGUCUACGCCAUCAAGACGCGCGGCGUGCCCGAGACCUUCAACGAGGCCAAGCCCAUCGGCUUCACCAUGUACACCACCUGCAUCGUCUGGCUGGCCUUCAUCCCCAUCUUCUUCGGCACCUCACAGUCGGCCGACAAGCUGUACAUCCAGACGACCACCCUGACGGUCUCGGUGAGUCUGAGCGCCUCGGUGUCCCUGGGGAUGCUGUACAUGCCCAAGGUCUACAUCAUCCUCUUCCACCCGGAGCAGAACGUGCCCAAGCGCAAGCGAAGUCUCAAAGCCGUCGUCACCGCCGCCACCAUGUCCAACAAGUUCACACAGAAGGGCAGCUUCCGGCCCAACGGGGAGGCCAAGUCAGAGCUCUGCGAGAACCUUGAGCCGCCAGCUCUGGCCACCAAACAGACCUACGUCGCCUACACCAACCAUGCAAUCUAGCGAGGAGGCCGCUGCCGAGCUGGGCAGCGGGAGGACCCGAGACCCUUGUGGAUGGUGCAUUGGGCCAAGGCCAAGCCCAAGGGCCCUGCCGCCGCCGCCGCCGCCAUCCUGCCUGCCCGUGGGUGCCCACGGACAUGGCUUGGUGCUGAGGACAGCAGAGCCCCCAGCGGUCACUGCUGGGCAGCCAGGGAAAACUGGAGGGAGGCAGAAAGAGAAUGAGGGGCUGGGUGACUCAGGCCCCUCCCCACCUAGAGCCUGGUCUGGGGCCGUUGCCUGUCCCACCCCAAACCACAGGGGCUCAGGUGUGUGGGCCCAGUGCUGCGUUCCUAUAUCCCCCCAUUCACAUCUGUUCCAUGGUGACUGUCACUCCCCCCGCCUCUGCGUCCUCCUCUCUGUGAGUCACCUUUGCCCCCUCUGUCUCUCUGUCCCUUUGCUCAGCCGCCUUUCUUUCUGGCUCUUGCCCCCCUCCCCUCGUCCCCCGCUCUCCGUCCCCAGGGCUCUGUGCCUUCUCACGUGCUCCACCUGUGUCUCCCCUGGUCUUGUGUUUUUCUUUCUUGUCCUCCUCUGCCCCCCGCCCAGCCUUCCUUUACUCUCCCCGUCGUAAGUCGCCAAACGGUUCAUGCCGCAGAAGAGCAAAGAGCAAAACAAAGCACACACACACACACACACACACACAAAACGAGUCUCGAGUGUGUUGCCAAGUGCCGCGUCCUCCCGGUGGCCUCAGUGUGUGUCCCUGGGGCCCACAGCCUGCCCGCCUGCCCCCUGUCCCCGUCUGUCCUGCCCGCCUGCCCGCCUGCCCGCCUGCCCCUCCCGCCGACGACAUGGAGUUCAGUGCCUGGGUGUCUGGUGAUGGUUAUUGAUGACGAUGUGUCAUGCAUGAUUGUUUUUAUACCAAGGACAUUUCUAAUAAAAAUAAA
This is a messenger RNA of Echinops telfairi (small Madagascar hedgehog), 4162 nucleotides long. RefSeq names its product glutamate metabotropic receptor 4 (gene GRM4). Gene Ontology annotation, molecular function: adenylate cyclase inhibiting G protein-coupled glutamate receptor activity. The transcript has 11 exons. Bases 375 to 3242 code for a protein of 955 amino acids. Gene Ontology annotation, biological process: regulation of synaptic transmission, glutamatergic; G protein-coupled glutamate receptor signaling pathway. Gene Ontology annotation, cellular component: membrane. The record is from RefSeq and is a predicted model, not a curated record. Lineage: Eukaryota; Metazoa; Chordata; Mammalia; Afrosoricida; Tenrecidae.